AUGGGUCCCUAUGGGGACUGGGAGAGACUGGCCACUGCUCUCAGUCUUUUCCUGCCCUCCUGUCUCUCUCUAGACUCUCGGACCUCCUGGCUCCUGCCCUUCACCCUGCUCUGCCUCCUCUGGCCUCAGGAGGCUGGUGCUUUCCCUGCUGUGCCCUUGUCCAGUCUGUUUGCCAACGCUGUGCUCCGAGCCCAGCAUCUGCACCAGCUGGCUGCUGACACCUACAAAGAGUUUGAGCGCGCCUACAUCCCCGAGGGACAACGCUAUUCCAUCCAGAAUACCCAGGCUGCUUUCUGCUUCUCAGAGACCAUCCCAGCCCCCACAGGCAAGGAGGAGGCCCAACAGAGAACUGACAUGGAAUUGCUUCGCUUCUCACUGCUGCUCAUCCAGUCGUGGCUGGGGCCCGCACAGUUCCUCAGUAGGAUCUUCACCAACAGCCUGAUGUUCGGAACCUCGGACCGUGUCUAUGAGAAACUGAAGGACCUGGAAGAGGGCAUCCAGGCUCUGAUGCAGGAGCUGGAAGAUGGCAGCCCCCGUGCUGGGCAGAUCCUCAAGCAAACCUAUGAUAAGUUUGAUACCAACAUGCGCAGCGAUGAUGCUCUGCUCAAAAACUACGGGUUGCUCUCCUGCUUUAAGAAGGACCUGCACAAGGCUGAGACCUACCUGCGGGUCAUGAAGUGCCGCCGUUUUGUGGAAAGCAGCUGUGCCUUCUAG
Molecule: messenger RNA, 714 nt
Organism: Peromyscus californicus insignis
Lineage: Eukaryota; Metazoa; Chordata; Mammalia; Rodentia; Cricetidae
Product: somatotropin
Exons: 4
Coding region: 1-714 (237 amino acids)
Biological process (GO): growth hormone receptor signaling pathway; positive regulation of tyrosine phosphorylation of STAT protein; animal organ development
Cellular component (GO): extracellular region
Molecular function (GO): growth hormone receptor binding; hormone activity
Source: RefSeq, a predicted model, not a curated record